AUGCGGAAGCAGAUUAGCAGGGACUUGCGCCACAUGGCCAUGCCGGGACGACCGGGUCUGCCUUGGCCGUCGAAAUUCGAAGUGCAGCACUUCGCUGGCUCCAUCCGGCAGGAGGACGGACAGCCGAACUACCAGGAGUUGAUCCGGUUCUGCGACUACCAUGUCUUGGGCUCUGGGCAGGUUCGACACUGCAACUUCACUCAGAAAGGAUACCGUUCCCGCCAGUAUGCUCGUGCGCACACCUUUGCCCGUGCCAUGACCGUCCUCGCCGCGCGGGGGGAGCUCCCCGAUGCGGAGGUCAGCUUCGUGCUGUCCCACUCGGAUGUGGAGUGGCACGACUUGGCUCUUCCUGUGUUGACUUUCCAGCGGGGUAAGGCGACCAGGCGCGUGAUUCGAACGCCCAUGUGGGAGCAGCUGGAUGGCUCUUGGAGUCGCAAGGUGGAGAACAUGGUGCGCUUCGCAGACGGCCACCGGCCCUGGGGUGCGAAAGUCGGCAAGCAGGCCUUUUGGCGAGGCACCGAUAGCGGCAUUCCAGCGCAGGACUGCGACCCCCAGCGGUUUCGAUCGUGCUAUGUGGACAACCACACCGCGCACCGUUUUACUCGCCUGAAGGUUGCGGGGAUGGCUUCGACCAUGCCUCACCGUGUGGACGCCGCUUUGUCAGGUGUGAAGCUGCGGGCCCUGGCGAUAGGCUUGGACAAAGUAUACCAAGAGCUGGGCCUGAUCCAUCCGCCCCUCCGGGAGCUCUCCAUCGAGGAGCAGCUCCGGCGCCGUUUGCUGCUGGAUUUGGAUGGAAGCAGCCAGUCCACACGCUUAUACUGGGGGCUGCUCUCGAAUUCGGUGGUGUUGAAGCAGGACACGAAAAAUUGCAAUUGGUAUUCCGAUCGGCUCCGGGAUCACAUCCACAUCUUCCGCGUGCGUCGAGACCUGGCGGAUUUGCCUCGUCAGGUGCUGCGGGCCAACCUGCGCCCGAGCCUCGCACGAUCCGUCGCACGGCGCUCGGCGCGCCUUGCGCGGCGCUGGCUCAGCCACGAGGAUACCAUGCACUACCUUGCGCGGGUGAUGUUCGCAUUGGCG
Messenger RNA from Symbiodinium sp. CCMP2456, 1077 nucleotides. The record is from the annotation of a GenBank genome assembly. NCBI's taxonomy places the organism in Eukaryota, Dinophyceae, Suessiales, Symbiodiniaceae.